This is a messenger RNA of Medioppia subpectinata, 2067 nucleotides long. NCBI's taxonomy places the organism in Eukaryota, Metazoa, Arthropoda, Arachnida, Sarcoptiformes, Oppiidae. The record is from the annotation of a GenBank genome assembly.
AGUUGUUGGCAUUCUUUGUCACAAAUAUUUGCCAUUCCUUUCAAACCAAAAGCAAAACUCUCUCUAAAAACAGUGCAAAAUAUAUACAAAAGAUUUUUGUGUGGAAAACAACUUUUCAAUCCAUUUCUCUCCACAUCUCAGCACUCUUGCCCUCAAAAUCACGCCAUCAUUGAAUCGCUGCUGCAACAAUUGUGGUUCUAAUGUCGGGCGGAGCGGCACCACCGGGUUGGGGAGGGGGAGCGCCGCCACCACCACAUUAUGCCGAGUCCGACGACUCGCAUGACGACGACUCGAGCAAAGAUGGCUCACUUAAAGGUGGUUCCGGUGAUCUCAACGGUUCUGGUGGUGGCUCUGACGCCGAGGGAGUCUGGAGUCCAGACAUCGAGCAGAGCUUCCAGGAGGCGCUCGCCAUAUAUCCGCCCUGUGGUCGACGCAAAAUCAUUCUCUCAGAUGAGGGCAAAAUGUAUGGUCGGAAUGAGUUGAUCGCUCGGUAUAUUAAGCUGCGAACCGGCAAAACCCGGACCCGAAAACAAGUCUCUAGUCAUAUACAAGUGUUGGCCCGAAGGAAAGCCCGUGAAAUUCAAUCCAAAAUUAAAGUGUCGACCGAUUCCGUACAUAAAGAGGCAGCGCUUCAAUCGAUGUCAUCCAUGUCCUCGAUGUCCAGCGCUCAGAUAGUCUCUCUAUUUUACUCUUCUCAGGACCAGUCCGUUAAAGAGAAGGCAUUGCAAUCGUUGACCUCAUCCCAAAUCGCCGCACUUCAGAACAAAGCGGCCGCACAUCACGUCCAUCACGCGGCCACUCAUGUGGCCGCCGCUGCCGCAGGACUCGCCACUCUUGGAUUAACUGCACCUCCGGUUACGCCUUACACCCCAUCGCCGUUCUGGCAACCGGCCGGCCCUACGAAUAAUGAAGACAUUAAGCCUUUCAACGCUCCAACCGGUGGUCAAUACGUCAAUAAUAGCAACAAUAACCUGAAUUCUGGGCCCGCAUGGGAGGGCCGAGCGAUCGCUACCCAUAAGUUACGUUUAGUUGAGUUCUCGGCUUUCAUGGAAAGACACGACAACGACAGUGACAAACACCUGUUCGUUCACAUCGGUAUCAUUUCUCCCACAUAUGCCGACCCAAUGCUAGAAUCGGUAGACAUUCGACAGAUUUAUGAUAAGUUCCCCGAAAAGAAAGGCGGACUCAAAGAGCUGUACGAUAAGGGACCACAAAAUGCAUUCUUUUUGGUGAAGUUUUGGGCAGAUCUCAACACUUCACUAUUGGACGAGUCCGGAGCCUUCUAUGGCGUCACUUCUCAGUACGAAAGCAAUGAGAAUAUGACGAUCACCUGCUCUACCAAAGUGUGCUCUUUUGGCAAACAAGUGGUCGAAAAAGUAGAAACAGAAUACGCGCGCUUUGAAAACGGACGGUUCGUAUACCGCAUACAUAGGUCUCCGAUGUGUGAAUAUAUGAUUAAUUUCAUACAUAAAUUGAAAAACUUGCCCGAAAAAUAUAUGAUGAACUCUGUUCUCGAGAACUUCACUAUAUUGCAAGUUGUGACGAACCGCGAAACACAGGAAACACUUUUAUGUAUUGCAUAUGUGUUUGAAGUGUCGGAAACAACUGGAACUCAACAUCAUAUCUACCGAUUAGUGAAGGAUUAAUAGAAAACAUAUUAAUAGCAUAGCAUUAAAACUCAUUCAUGGAUUCAUUUAUUAAUAAUAUAAAUAUUUGUUUCAUUCUUUCAUUUGUCUGAUUGUCACCAUAAUUGCCAUAAAAAGCUGUAAAUGUUUUUUGGAAUAAUUUUUAUAAAUGAAUGCCAUUGAAGACGUGCCUCAAUCAGCCCUAUAUUACGAUUUGUCAAAAAUAACAGAAUUUGUUGUAAAUUUAUAUAAAUAUAUAUAUAUAUUAAUAAUUAUUGAUAUAAUCAUAACGUAUACACAGAUCUCACUCAUUGUGCCAUUUAAUGAACGGCCAAUUCUUCUCUUAUAUCCAAGCUUUGGGCAGCUCUUAAAGGGACUUAAAUUUAAAUUAAAUUGUUUUUGAAUUACUUUCCAACAAAUCCUAUGCAAAAAAGAGCAGCAC